This is a messenger RNA of Purpureocillium takamizusanense, 2058 nucleotides long. RefSeq lists its product as uncharacterized. The record is from RefSeq and is a predicted model, not a curated record. NCBI's taxonomy places the organism in Eukaryota, Fungi, Ascomycota, Sordariomycetes, Hypocreales, Ophiocordycipitaceae. The transcript has 3 exons. The coding region runs from base 15 to 1676 and encodes 553 amino acids.
UGACGCUCUCAACCAUGACACUUAUGGGUUACGCGAACGACGCGAACAAGGACAACGCUGCGCGGCAAACGCCACCCCGGGAUAUAAUUCACAAUCUGCUCGAGACAUGGCACGUCCCCGGCGUGUCGGUCGCAGUCAUCAACGGGGACCAGUCGUGGACCGAGGGCUUCGGGCUCGCCGAGCUGCCGCUCACGCCCUUCACUGCAGACACUCUUUCCUACAGCGGCAGCACCACCAAAGCACACGUCGCCGCCCUCCUUGCCCUCUUGAUCGAAUCCGGCAAGUACACCGACGACAGGGGCCAGCCGCUGUCAUGGAAGACGCCCAUCUCGACGCUCAUUCGGGACGACUUUGUGCUGCAGGACGAGUGGGCAACGGCCCAUUCGACGCUCGAGGACGCGCUCUGUCACCGCACCGGCCUGGCCAAGCACAACAACGCGUACCUGCGCUACGUUCGCCCGGACGGCUUCCACGGAGAAAGGAGGCUGAUUACGCUGCGAGAAAUGGUGCGCAGCCUGCGGCACUUGCCCAUGGCGAGCGAGCCGCGCACGACCUUUUGCUAUAGCAACCUCAUGUAUGCGACGCUCUCGCACGUCGUCGAGACGCUGACGGGCCAGUGGCUGGGCGACGCGCUGCGUGCGUGGCUAUGGCAACCCUUGGGGAUGAGCAGCACGUACCUGUCUCUACAAGACGCCCUCUCCUCCGGCUCGCAGGUGGCCAGGGGUUACAUCUGGGACGACAAGCAGAAGCGGGCGUACACGGCCCUCCCGCGCAUGCCCACGGAAGAGGUCUCAGGCUCCGGGGCGAUCAUCACGUCCGCCGCGGACAUGGCCAGGUGGAUGCGCUUCUGGCUCCGCGAGCAGCACCCGCUGUCGGCGGCUGGGCAUCGGAGCGUGCGGCGGCCGCACAUUGUCAUCGGCGGCGAGGGCGGAGGCGGCGACCCUGCGCCGUACGACACGCCGCUCAUGUACGCCAAGGGCUGGCAGACGUCGUCGUACCGCGGGCACCGGUUCUGGACGCACCACGGGGGCAUGGACGCGUUCGGGGCCCAGGUGACGUUUUUCCCGGGCCUGGACUUUGGCGUCGCCGUGAUGGGCAACACGGCCUUUACGGCGAACGCGGUCGCGGAGAUGGCGACGUGGCACAUGGUGGAUGAGAGGCUCGGGGUGCCGCUCUCGGAGAGGUUUGACUGGAUGAACAAGUGGCAAAGCGCGGUACGGCAGAUAAGCGACAACGUCCGCGACGGCCUGGACAAGAUCUAUCCAGACCGGCCAGCGGUCCCCGUGCCUCCCUCCUCGCUCCCCCCGUCGAGCCACGCUGGGCUCUAUCACCAUCCCGGCUACGGCUACAUCUACCUCGAGGCAGUCGAGGCCAGCGAGAUGGCCGACACGAACCUCGUCCCGGGGGCACAGCUGCGCGCCGAGCUGCCAGACAACAACUUCCGCGUCAAGUGCGACUUCGUGCACGUCUCGGGCGACGAAUGGAUCAUGUACGUCGACCUGCAGGAUGCCCCACUGGCGCUCACAAUGCACGACUUUGCCGCCGUCGAGUUUCGGAUCGGCGCCGGCGAAGUUGCGGCCAUGGGGAUCGAGUGGCGCGCGAGGAGCGACGUGGAGGGAUGGAUCUGGUACGAGAAGAUGGCGGUGGAUGGCGGCGGCGGCGGCGGCGCUUCGUAAGGUGUGAUGCUGUGGCUAGAUCUGCAGAGGGGGAGUGCCUCCAACACGACCAACAAAGAUGCAAUGCAUGUAUGGAUGGAUGGAUGCUAUACGACAAAGUCAACACGUCAAGCGAGGCGACGAGUUGGCGGCUGGCAGCGCGCAAGCCAAGGUUCAAAUACUCGUAGCCACUGCCGCCGCGCAUCCACACUCAGGCUACCAACUGACUGGCCCGUCGUCUGGGCAUGAGGCGUGGUCUUGGGCUCUUCAACGCCACCAUCCCAAACGGCUGGUAACUGUGUGGGCAAAGAGACCGACAGUUGAGUGAGUGACGAGGGUUCCGCGACGCCCGCCUAGAAUUGAGUUUAGCCACCACAAGUCGUCCGCCCAAAGUCGCUCCCAC